Plasmodium cynomolgi strain B is the source of this 768-nucleotide messenger RNA. RefSeq lists its product as hypothetical. The transcript has 2 exons. The coding region runs from base 1 to 768 and encodes 255 amino acids. Lineage: Eukaryota; Apicomplexa; Aconoidasida; Haemosporida; Plasmodiidae. The record is from RefSeq and is a predicted model, not a curated record.
AUGAAACUCGUCCCCCUUUUCGCGUUGGUCCUCCUCCUGCUCGCAACUCUCGUACGCGUAAAAUGCAUUAAAAAAACUCCCCAUAGGAGGUACCCACAUUUGGGAUACCCCCCGAACAUUCAGCACAAGGGGAAAAGUAGCGGCCAUGAAUAUGCCUUCAUUGGGAUUGCAAAAAGGAAGUAUGACUUGUCACAUUUCAGGAAAAAUAAAAUAACUCCCAAUGACCAACACGUUGUGAAAAAAAAGAAUACUGUGCACGUCUUAUAUUUACAUGAUGGGGAAAAUGGAAAGGGACAAGUGAAGAACAAUCAUUUAAAUAUGAAAGAUAAAAAUUGGUGGAAUAAAGUAACAUCAAACUUGUUAAUAUUUAACAGAAAAUGCCUGACCAGAUUCCUCUGCGUGGGUACCUUCUGUUUAGGCCUCUACCCAUUGUACACCUUUUUAGUAAACAAAAAAAUUGAACUUGCCAUUAUGAAUGUUUUUAAAGAGAACUUUCUGUGUGUGGAUAUUCCCCAAAAAAUGAGAAGAUAUUUUUUUUCCGUUUCGUUUGGUGAAUUCAGAUCAUCUCCAUUUUUCUUGUCCACAAUUUUGGUUUAUAUAGAAAAAAAAAGGGAGGCCACACGGAUGAAGUCUGCAAUUGAAGCUUACAACAAGAGUAGAGACGAGUAUAUAAACACUGGUAGGGAUUCUUCAGAGGACAGUGACCACGACGCGGAUAAUUUCGGUUACGUAGAUGAGGGGGACGAUUUCGGGAAGGACCCCUACUGA